AUGGACACCGCGUACCGAAAGAUAGACAUCGAUGCUUAUGACGAUGACGCAGUGACUGAAGAAGAGUUAUACACUCACGACCCUAGGUCAGCGGAAGAAGUCUUGGCUGAGGCACAAUCUAAGACCACUCAAGCUCGAUCAUUUCUGACUCGCGGCGAUGUGGCAUCAGCUUUAAAGCUACUAUUAACUUCGCCACCCUACGGCCCCUCCUCAUCGGCCCUUGACACCGCAAAGUCCCUGACGCUUUCCUCAGUCAUCGAGACAUUGUCGUCAACUCGCACUUCUGAGAUUGCAUCGAUCGUCCAAUCUUUUGACCAAUCCGAACAGGAUUGGCUCAUGAAAUAUCUGUACAAGGGCAUGAGCUCGAUCGGAGAUAGCAAUUCGGCCGUCUUACUCAAUUGGCAUGAAAAGCUAACGGAAGUUGCCGGAACGGGCUGUAUUGUUAGGGUUAUGACUGAUCGCAGAAGAGUGUAA
Puccinia triticina is the source of this 474-nucleotide messenger RNA. RefSeq lists its product as uncharacterized. Gene Ontology annotation, molecular function: actin filament binding. Gene Ontology annotation, biological process: regulation of actin filament polymerization; Arp2/3 complex-mediated actin nucleation. The record is from RefSeq and is a predicted model, not a curated record. The transcript has 4 exons. NCBI's taxonomy places the organism in Eukaryota, Fungi, Basidiomycota, Pucciniomycetes, Pucciniales, Pucciniaceae. Gene Ontology annotation, cellular component: cytoplasm; actin cytoskeleton; Arp2/3 protein complex. The coding region runs from base 1 to 474 and encodes 157 amino acids.